AUGCUUGGCCAGACGGCACCCCGAAAGCACCCAGCCAUCCAGAACAGAAAGCGAUGUGCAGAGGUUCUGAAGAAGUCACCAAAGAAAAUUAUCUCACCGGGAGACAGCGAUGAUCCUCAGACAAUAGGACAUCAACACUUUAUCUCCGAGUUGGAGCGUAUUAUGCAAGACCAUGAUACUGAAAAGGCUAGUGAUCACACUUCUCAGACGUCAAUGCUUCUCCAAACUGAUGACCAUGAUGAUUCCGAUGAUGAUCCAUUGACCUCAGCUCUAUCAAUUGAUGAUCCAACGACACAGUUUCAAAGCACCCCCGAGCUUGGUCUCUCAUAUCAAGGGAAAACUCAAUCUCGUGCUGAGAUUGAGACAGUGUCGUUGAAUAGCAUUGAUCUUGAUGUCUUUAAUCAAUUGAUGGACUCAUGGCUCAACUGCAUCGCCGGCUUGUGGAAGGAUGCAGUCGAGAAUGAUAUCAAACUCUCAACUGCUUCUAUAGGUAGGGUCUAUUAUUAG
Molecule: messenger RNA, 507 nt
Organism: Penicillium malachiteum
Lineage: Eukaryota; Fungi; Ascomycota; Eurotiomycetes; Eurotiales; Aspergillaceae
Exons: 2
Coding region: 1-507 (168 amino acids)
Source: RefSeq, a predicted model, not a curated record